AAGAGGAGCGUAGGGGCCUAGAGAGCUCCGUGGAGAAACUGUGUGAGGCUGGAGGCCGGCGGGAGAGGUGUCCGGAGUGAACUGAACCGAGAGGGAACUCCAUUUGCCGGAUAGCGCGAGGAGGCCGGCUAGAGGGGGGACAGAAGGACGGCAGGGAGGACCAGCAUGCCCCCACUGCUGCACCCCGCCCUGCUGCUGCUCCUGGGCGCCACGCUGACCUUCCGGGCACUCCGGCGCGCGCUCAGUCGCCUACCUCUGCCCGCUCACGUGCGUGCUGACCCCCUGCGCACCUGGCGCUGGCACAACCUACUCGUCUCGUUCGCCCAUUCCAUUGUGUCAGGGAUCUGGGCUUUGCUGUGUGUGUGGCAGACCCCAGAACUGCUAGUAGAGAUUGAGACGGCAUGGUCGCUUUCUGGCUACCUGCUCGUUUGCUUUUCUGCAGGUUAUUUCAUCCACGACACUGUGGACAUCGUGGUUAGUUGUCAGGCUCGAGCUUCUUGGGAAUACCUGGUCCAUCAUGUCAUGGCCAUGGGUGCCUUCUUUUCAGGCAUCUUUCGGAGCAGUUUUGUAGGUGGGGGUGUCAUAACACUACUGGUAGAGGUCAGCAACAUUUUCCUCACCAUUCGCAUGAUGAUGAAGAUCAACAAUGCCCAGAAUCACCUCCUGUACCGGAUCAACAAGUAUGUCAACUUGAUCAUGUAUUUUCUCUUCCGACUGGCCCCCCAGGCCUACCUCACCUAUUUCUUCCUGCAAUAUGUGGGUCAGGGAACCCAAGGCACCUUCCUGCUGGGUAUCCUGCUCAUGCUGGACAUCAUGAUCCUCAUCUACUUUUCCCGCCUCCUCCGCUCGGACUUUUGCCCUGAACGUGUGCCUAGCCCACAACACAAAGACAAGUUCUUAACAGAGUGAGAGGCACAGAGCCUGCAACUUGUGGCAAGGACAGCAAACAGCCAAGAACAGCCUCACUCAUAAACUGAAGUCAAGACUAAGACCCAAAGCUGGGGCAUCUGGGUUCUCCACCUUUCAAGCCUGCAUCCACUAUUGAAAACACUCUCUGAAGUCCUUGUCCUUCCUUGGGCAAGGGUGAGGGAAGCAGACAGACCGGUUGGACAUGGUAGAUGGGUGUGGGGACAAGGUGCUACCCAGCCCACACUGCCCUGAAAUGGAUGCUAAUGAACUCCAUCCAGGUAUUGGUUUCAUACAAAGCCUCUUCUUCCAGGGAUAAAAGGGGUUCUGAUAAAA
Messenger RNA from Artibeus jamaicensis (Jamaican fruit-eating bat), 1242 nucleotides. It is a transcript of the gene TLCD1, whose product is annotated as TLC domain containing 1. The transcript is spliced from 4 exons. The record is from RefSeq and is a predicted model, not a curated record. Lineage: Eukaryota; Metazoa; Chordata; Mammalia; Chiroptera; Phyllostomidae. The coding region runs from base 166 to 909 and encodes 247 amino acids. Gene Ontology annotation, cellular component: plasma membrane. Gene Ontology annotation, biological process: regulation of membrane lipid distribution; phospholipid homeostasis; plasma membrane organization.